This is a messenger RNA of Volvox carteri f. nagariensis, 168 nucleotides long. RefSeq lists its product as uncharacterized. The record is from RefSeq and is a predicted model, not a curated record. The annotation marks the transcript as partial. Gene Ontology annotation, molecular function: serine-type endopeptidase inhibitor activity. Lineage: Eukaryota; Viridiplantae; Chlorophyta; Chlorophyceae; Chlamydomonadales; Volvocaceae. The transcript has a single exon.
GGCAGUGCAGGCGUAUGCGCACUGCCGGCGGACGUGGGGCUGUGUCGCGCAAGCUUUGAGCGCUUUCACUACAACGCCAAAACUGGCACGUGCGAGAAGUUCAUUUGGGGCGGUUGCGGUGGAAACGACAACAACUUCGAAACGGAGCAGCAGUGCAAGGACAAGUGC